Molecule: messenger RNA, 912 nt
Organism: Oppiella nova
Lineage: Eukaryota; Metazoa; Arthropoda; Arachnida; Sarcoptiformes; Oppiidae
Source: the annotation of a GenBank genome assembly
AUGCAACUCAUUAGACGACAGGCGUUAGAGCUUGGCCGAAAUUUUACGGCAAAUGCCUGCGAGUCGUGUAAAGCAUUCUUCCGACGAGUGGUUCGUCUCAAUAAACAAUAUGAAUUCAUACGAAGUAUUGAAGACAACAAAUUUAGACGACAAUUGAUUGAAGAAAAUAGGGCUAAAAGAAGAGAGAAAUGUGAAGAAAGUGCGGAUAGUGUGGACUCUUCACCGGUAUCUGACGGGUCGACCAUACCUUCCCCUCAAACUCAUGAUACCAAUGGAUUCCUGAAUGACUUAAUUAAAAAUACAGUUAAUAUCAGCGACGAAGAGAUUAAUAAUCAGAUAACAGAGAUAGAGAGUAGUGUAAUGUCUGAGACAAGUAGUGUCACUGAAGUUGCAGCUCCAGAUCCUCAACUAGUGAUCGCACCGGUAUUCCCAGUGAUUAGCAAUUAUCACUCGUGGAACCAAUUGGAGUCAAUCCGUAUAACAGAACUGUUGAUUGCGUCCAAAAUUAUUGAAAUCCAUAUCACUGAAAAUGUGCAUAAAAUCUAUACAUUUAAACAACUGAUAUGCGAAUGUCAGCAACAAAUGGAAGACAAUAUUAAAGAUAUCGUGAGUUUCACCAAAAGUCUCAAUGGAUUCAAAAGUUUCUGUUCCGACGAUCAGUGGACUCUCGCUAAGAAUGGAUGCAUUGAAAUGAUUUUAAUUAGACAAGUGUUGAGUUAUAAUGACGAGGGUCAGAAUUUUACAAUAAGUGGGUUAACAGCAAUCAUACUUUACAACCCAAAUCGACCCAAUCUCAAACAUAAAAAUUAUGUUAAACUGGAGCAACAAUUAUUUUGUUUGGUAUGCGGCGAUAAGGCUCUUGCAAUUAAUAUGCCCAUCAAAUGGCAAUUGUGUGAUCACCGCAAAGACUAG